UGCGCUGCUCGCUACAGACUGGACGAACAGCUGAGUGAUGUAAGGUGUGUUUUUUCUCCAUGUAAACAAGCGACAACGACACUGAACUACCGACGGAGUUUGGCUUCACCUUGCGGAUGGUUAACUUAUCUGUGGGCUUCCUGUUGAACCGUAGCUGUUCUGGUUGUCAAAAAGGACUUAAAGAGCCGAGUUUCCUCGAAGCUAUCAUGCUGAACACAGAGGAAAGUUCUUGGUUAUCGGGGGCCUUGAAGCCCAGCUCUAUCCCUCAGGCUCCAGGGCCUCUGUGGUGCUCCGAUGCCCCUCACCCACAGCUGAAGAUCCCGGGUGGGCGAGGGACGGUCAGGGAUCACUCUCAUGCCGUGCUAAUACACAAGGAUGACAGGCUGACAGUGACGCAGGCCUCCCCGGUCGGCGGGAGACCCUCUCUUCUCCGCUUCCACUACCAGCUGACUGAGCGCCGCUCGGCCUUCUGGGACGCGGCGCUCUCGGGGGACAGCCUCUUCCUGGAGAUCCCAGCAGGUUCGCUGGCCGACGGGAGCAAAGAGGGGCUGACCACGCUGCUGGAGUUUGCCGAGGAGAAGCUGAAGGUUAACUACGUCUUCCUGUGGUUCCACAAAAACAGAGAGGAUCGACUGGUCAUCAUCAAGACGUUCCACUACAUGGGCUUCGAGAUGGUGAAGCCGGGCAACCCCAUGGUACCAGCCCGACCCGAUUUGGCCUUCAUGGCUUACUCUCUGGACAACAGCAGCUCGGAUGAAGAGUGACCGCCACCUCCCUCGCCCACCCCACAACCUCCCCCUCACCCCCAUACCCUCUCCCUGUCUUUAGCCUUCCCUCUGACAGCGCCGGGUGGAGGGGUCUCUGUGACGCCGCUGCUUUUCUCCCUGAAGACAUCCGCAGACUGGAUUAGCUGGGAGGGCUGCAGCUUGAACUAAGUCGUCACAUUUAAUUUGGCCUCUUUUCCUUCUCCUCCUCACUACUUCAGUCAUUUUCUCUCCACGGACGAAAGGAGGAAAUAAACGACUUGCUCCGAAGUUUCAGCAUAUCCACUCGUCUGACAGCUUCAGCCGUUUUUUUUGUUUUGUUUUUUUUUUCUCUAAGAGACUUCGGUGAGUCUUUGAGUGCUGUACACGAUGCGAGCUAUGAUGCUAGGGGGUUUAAAUGUGUAUGGUUGAUUUAUAAAUAUAUAUAUAUAUUUUUUUCUUUGCUUAAUAAUCUGUUACAUUGAACAUGUAAGCACACACUGGCGGUUCCUUUUGACUUUCUGCGAUAUGUCGAGGCAUCAUUCCAGCAAGGUGUCCCUGGCUCUGGCUUUUUGAAAACGUUUAUUCUAUUUUUUAUUUUUAUUUUUUUGCUACUUUUAAAAUUUCACAAAAGAUGCAAUCUUUUGUGAAAUCCCAUGUGAUCAUCGGGAUGAUCACACGAUGUAUUGAUCGUGUGAUGACCACACGAUGAUCAACAGGACAAACAUUAAAGCUUUACCGAUAUGGCAGGUGCCUAAAGAGGAGAGUGCAAUUUCUUCUUAUUAUUAUUAUAAACUAAUGAGUCUUAUUAAAAAGAAUGUAAAAUAUUCAGCCCGUGCAUAUUCAGACCUAUGUUUUAAGUAAGCUGUUCCUAUGAUCAUAUAUGCAAAUAUAGGGGGGACGGAAAAAAAAGCACUGUAGCAAACCCACCGAGAAUUUUUAUUAGAUUUUUUUCAUCAUUUUCUGUCUCAACUAAACACCAAAGAAUUGUCUGUCGAUGCUAACUAAAUACAAGCUAAUACUAACCUUGUGUUGUAUGUCGAGCAAAAUGGGCCUACAUUCCCCCCGCCUGCGCCUCACCUUCCCUUCUCAAACCGCUACUGAUUUGAGCCCUGACUGUAAGCUGUUACAGGUUAACACAUGAAGUGUACCAGAGGUUUAUUUUUUAUCAAUAUGAACAUUUUCUCUGGUGUGUUUUUUUUCUUUCUUUUUGUUAUUGUGCAGGGAUUUACCUUUCUAUUUUUGUUCUUAGUUAAACAGUUAGCAGCCGUUAAGUGACUAUCCACACUUCUCAGAUUUUUGUCUCUUGUGCGGAGGGUGUUUCAAUAAAGGUUGUUAACAAAG
Messenger RNA from Gambusia affinis (western mosquitofish), 2087 nucleotides. RefSeq names its product ornithine decarboxylase antizyme 2a (gene oaz2a). Lineage: Eukaryota; Metazoa; Chordata; Actinopteri; Cyprinodontiformes; Poeciliidae. Gene Ontology annotation, biological process: positive regulation of protein catabolic process. Gene Ontology annotation, molecular function: ornithine decarboxylase inhibitor activity. The record is from RefSeq and is a predicted model, not a curated record. Gene Ontology annotation, cellular component: cytoplasm; nucleus.